UGCGUCAAGUUGUGUGCUCGUCGUUCCCAGCUCAGACGUGUACCGUCGUUCGUUCAUUCGUUAGAUCUUUCGUCGUAACGUGGCUUUUUUUUUACAGUGUCUAUUCUUAACGGUGUGUGUACUUUUUGGAAUGGUCCUGAGCGGAGGAUUGCACUAAUGGUGAAUGCAGCAGCAGCAGUAAUAGCGCGCGCGAGUGCUUUAGAGUUCUGAAGGGAAAAAAAAACAGACGGGUGGAAAAUCGCGUGUGCUUUUCGUGAUCAUUGCGUGACUACUGUUGGAUUUCUGGUUUCGGUUCAAUGAGUACUGAAGAAAACUGUGAAGUUAUGUGUUUGUGAUUCGAUCGAAGAAAUUAUCCAGAUAUAAAUUAAAAUUCGUGUGUAAUAAAAACAAAGCGUUACAAGAAUCGCAGUGAAAGUGAAAGUAAGUGCGAGCGGAAAGUGUCUUGAAACCGUGUUUUGUGUUCAAGUCCCUAAUGGAUCCUGUCGAACGGCAUUUACUGAAGUCAAGUGUUUCAAGUGUGUGCAAGCGAGGAGAAGAGUCGUAAAUUUUUCCCACUAAAACGAAAUCGUAAGUGUUGUGAUCAACACACACUGUCCAGAUCGUACCAUGGACGUCAAGUCACUGUCGGACGUGCAGAAGCAGAUCUUUCAGAACUUGGUCGAGAAGCUGAUUGCGCGAAACAAAUUUCCACCCAACGAGGCGGAAGAUGUUCAGAAGAUGCUAGAGAAUGUGCGUGAUGCGAAGAAUUUCCACAAAAUUAUGGAAAAGUUGAAAGAGUGCGGCCAACUGGACCUGGAUAUCGAGGAAAACUUCCGGGAAGAGAAUGGAUUUUUCCUCAAAGAUACCGCGAAAAAGUUUGGACCCGGCGGCCAAACGCUCACCCCGCGGCACACCAUCGACGCAAUACUAGGUUUGAAUCAUUGUGAAAAUGGAGGUGACUCCAGCGACGCAACGGACCUUAGUGCAUCGCCCCUCGGCCACAUCAAGGUGUGUGACCAGCAACAAAUGCUCGCCAAAAGUGCACCCCUUGGGAAUCAAUACCUUGGCAGCCCUUCGCCGGACAAGUUUCAGCAGCUGGCCAACUACCAGAACCACAUGAAAAGCCUGGACUUUGCUGCCUCCCUGGAUUCGGCUGCCCUGGCUGCCGCCGGUCACCACCAGUCACAUCACCCGGGGCUACACCCGCAGCACAAUGCACUGCCUUCGCACGCCGAACUGGAGUACAUGAAAUCGUUGAAGGAGAACAACAAGUACUUUAUCGAUAGGAACUACCGAGCCUCGCUCGGCUAUGGUAAUACCAAGUACGGCGGUGGUGGUGGAGGCGGUGGAGGAGGCCCUGGUAGCGAAGAUGGCAGCAGCACGGUGAACGACUACGAGGAUGACCUGUCGUCUCCCACGGGGGUGCCGAGUGGGGGCGGCGGCCUGAAGCGCAAGUACUCUGACAACGACGAUCACCUGCUGGACGGGGGCAGCGGUGGUGCGGGAAGUGGUGCGGAUAGCAAUCAGGUCGAGGGUUCCAUUAACAAAUACAGCAAGCUGCAUGACUCAGCUGAUAAAUCAAUUAAGGCUAAUAGUUUCGAUUAUAUGAAAAAUUUCGAUGAUUUACGAGCACGACAGGCGGCGUACGAUGCCGAGCAGCAGCUACAACAGCAUCACCAUCAGCAACAGCAACUUCAUCAGCAAGCGCUUCAUCAUCACCAUCAACAGCAACAGCAACAGCAGCAGCAACAAUCGCAAGCCCAACAUCAGCAGCAUAACGCUCAAUCACAGCAUCCACUUCAACAGCAACCUUCCCCUCAUCAACAGCAGCAACAGCAACAACAGCAUCUUGCCGCGGGGUCUUCGUCGGUUCAUGGUCCGUCGGCGGUGUCGGUGAUCGCCGGAGAGCACAGGUCUGAUGAUUACAGGCUUGGUGCGAGUGCCGGUACUGGUGCCGGCCCGGAAGGCGGACCGGACAAAUUGGGUGAGGACGGCGGUAUCAGUUAUGCUUCCAGCGAAGAGAUGAACCAAACGACGUCCAGCGAGCAAGGGGAGAAAAUAGGCUCCGGAAGUGACGAUGAAGGUGGCGACGAUAGCUGCUCGAAGAAGAAACACCGCCGCAACCGAACCACCUUCACCACCUACCAGCUGCACGAGCUGGAGCGGGCCUUCGAAAAAUCCCACUAUCCGGAUGUGUACUCGCGGGAGGAACUGGCGAUGAAGGUGAACCUGCCGGAAGUUCGAGUUCAGGUUUGGUUCCAGAACCGACGGGCAAAAUGGCGCCGGCAGGAAAAGUCUGAGAGUUUGAGGUUAGGACUGUCGCACUUCUCCCAACUGCCGCAUCGCCUGUCCUGCAACGGAGCGAACCUCCCAGUGGAUCCAUGGCUGUCGCCGCCGCUCCUAUCAGCUCUUCCCGGCUUCCUCUCGCACCCGCAGGGUGUCUACCCGAGUUACCUAACACCACCGCUUAGCCUGAAUCCGUCCAACCUGGGCAUGACCAACCUUGGCCUGGGCCAUCCAAAUGGACCGCAAAACCUCAGAAUAUCUCCGCAGGGAAUGGCCGCGAUGCAACAGCAGAUGAGCGGUCACAAUAUGCGCCUUUCCCCGCCCCAUCCCAACGGAGCCAUCACCCCGCAGAACCUCUCGAUGGCAACUCAGCAGCCGCUAACGCCACGCCACUCGCCACUCGGUGGUCCAACCCUGGGCCUAGGAGCCGCACAACCCCACCCAUCCCAGCCACCUCAGCUCGGCUCUGUAAAUAUACCCAUAACAUCACCCCAAAACCUUUCACUAACGCCACCUGGUUUAAGAUCGCCGCAAAGUUUAAGUAGCAGUAGCACCUCGAACAACAACACCAACCCACUCACUGGCCAUCCGCUAAGUCCCAACUCUUCGGACGCCUCGUCGCCCACUUCGUCGACGGGACUGAAAAUGGCCAAACUGGCCAAUCUAGACCAUCAGCCGGCACAAGACAGUAGUAGUCCACUGGAUGGCAGCAGUGCCAUCGAGCAGCAGCAACAGCGCCUCCUGGGAGCAUUGGGGUCUCAGGAUGGUGCCGGUGGUGGUGGUGGUGCGUCGGCCGGGACUGCCCUCAACAUGACUGUGAAUCACUCCACCGAUAUGAGGACCAACUCGAUUGCCACCCUGCGCAUCAAGGCCAAGGAACACCUGGAGAACAUCAACAAGGGCAUGACCACGAUGGUGUAAUACCCAGCCGCCGCGGAUGAUGUUGAUGAUGAUGAUGAUGAUGAUGAUGAUGAUGAUGGGGUGGUUUACCAUGGUGACAAUGUUUCCUAUCUUUCGUCAGUAGUAGUCCUAGUGUUACUCUGCUCCUAGCUAAGUUCAAAUUACCUAAACCUAAAUGAGCACAAGCGCAAAAUGAUCUCCCCCGAUGAUGGUAGCAGAUGAAAGUACUAAUUAGAUAACAAUUGCAUUUUAAGGAUAAAUUAUUUCUAACGAACCUGUGUAAAUACUACUCAAUAUGCUGGAAUAAAAGGCAAUCGCUCGAAUAGAUGUAGAGAAAUGGAAAACCGGCACUUUUUAAAUACGCUAAUGAAGUAGGAUUGAAGUUAACACGCUGACUAGUUGUACAUAUGUUAAGGCCAAAAUCUUCCCGUUUUGAGCAGUUUAAAGUAAGAAAAAAGAAGUGAUUCAAUGGAAAACGCACGAGCGAGA
This is a messenger RNA of Ochlerotatus camptorhynchus, 3654 nucleotides long. It is a transcript of the gene Rx, whose product is annotated as Retinal Homeobox. The transcript has 6 exons. Lineage: Eukaryota; Metazoa; Arthropoda; Insecta; Diptera; Culicidae. The record is from RefSeq and is a predicted model, not a curated record. Gene Ontology annotation, molecular function: DNA-binding transcription factor activity, RNA polymerase II-specific; RNA polymerase II transcription regulatory region sequence-specific DNA binding. The coding region runs from base 607 to 3186 and encodes 859 amino acids. Gene Ontology annotation, biological process: regulation of transcription by RNA polymerase II.